UCUUUCCGCGUGUGAGUGCGUGUGGUGCGUGUGUGCGGCACAGUUCCUGCCAUCUGAUCCUGGUCUUGGAUGUUUAAUAAAGAAAUCAAGUGUCUCAACAGUCACCCCCCCCACCCCAAACAAACCAAAAAACAGACCAAAAAAAAAAAAAGGACCAACAACAUCAUCAGCAACCAACAACCCGACAUUGUCAACACGAGACAGGUUUUUUUGUUUUGUUUUGUUUUGUUGGGGCUUCCCCUCCCCCGGUUUUUUCCCCUUAAGCCCUUAGUGGAGGGGGGACGCUCAGUGUGAGAGAGACAGAGACAGAGGGGGAGAGACAGAGACAGACGAGACAAGCGAGCACCCCCCGAGCUGCUUCUCGGGUCUGGGGACAGAAGUGAGAUUGGAGAAAGUAGAGCGAUGCCGAGGAGGAAACAGCAGGCACCGAAGCGGGCGGCAGGUUAUGUUCAAGAGGAAGAAUUGAAGGAGGAGGACGAAAUCAAAGAGGAAGAGGAAGAUGACGAGGACAGCAAUUCUGUAGUUCAACUUCAGGGUAGCAAUGACCCAGGCACAGAUGAAGAAGUAGAAACAGGCACAGAGCAGAAAGGUAGCUUUAGCUACCAGAACUCUCCAAUAAGUCAUUUAUCUAAUCAAGAUGCCGAAAAUGAAUCCCUUUUAAGUGAUGCCAGCGACCAGGUGGCAGACAUUAAAAGCGUAUGCUGUCGAGAUGCCCAGGACAAGAAAGCUACCGCCCACCCCAAGCUUCAGAAUGAAACACACAACUGCAUGGAUAAGAUGACCGCUGUCUAUGCCAACAUCCUGUCUGAUUCCUAUUGGACAGGUCUUGGUCUCGGCCUCAAGUUGUCAAGCAGUGAGCGGAGAGGUUGCGACACACGAAAUGGAGGUAACAAAAGUGACUUUGAUUGGCAUCAAGAUGCUUUAUCCAAAAGCUUACAGCAGAAUUUGCCUUCCAGGCCUGUCUCCAAACCCAAUCUUUUCAGCUCUGUGCAGUUGUAUCGACAGAGUAGCAAGAUGUGUGGGACUGUGUUCACAGGGGCCAGCAGGUUUCGCUGUCGACAGUGUAGUGCUGCCUAUGAUACCUUGGUGGAGUUAACCGUGCACAUGAAUGAAACCGGUCACUACCAAGAUGAUAACCGCAAAAAGGACAAGCACAGACCUACUAGCUAUUCAAAGCCCCGGAAAAGGGCUUUUCAGGACAUGGACAAGGAAGAUGCACAAAAGGUUCUCAAAUGUAUGUUUUGUGGUGACUCCUUUGAUUCCCUGCAAGAUUUGAGUGUUCACAUGAUAAAAACAAAACAUUACCAAAAAGUGCCUUUGAAGGAGCCAGUACCAACCAUUUCUUCAAAAAUGGUCAACCCGGCAAAGAAACGCGUUUUUGACGUCAACCGGCCCUGCUCCCCAGAUUCUACCACUGGAUCAUUUGCAGAAACGUUUUCCUCUCAAAAGAACGCCAACCUGCAGCUGUCCUCGAACAACCGCUACGGCUAUCAAAAUGGCGCCAGCUAUACCUGGCAGUUUGAGGCCUGCAAAUCUCAGAUCCUGAAAUGCAUGGAAUGUGGGAGCUCUCAUGACACCUUGCAGCAGCUCACUACUCACAUGAUGGUCACAGGUCACUUUUUGAAAGUCACUAGCUCCGCUUCCAAGAAAGGAAAGCAGCUGGUGCUGGAUCCACUGGCAGUGGAGAAAAUGCAGUCAUUGUCAGAGGCCCCGGGAAAUGAUACUCCAUCUUCUAAGCCAUCUAGUAAUGCAACUUCAGAAUGUGCAGCACCUCCAAUAGAGUUAAAGAAAGAAGGCAAAAAAGAAAAACCAGAGGAGACUAACAAAGAUGAGAAAGUGGCCAAGGGUGAAGAAUAUGAAGAUACUCUUCAAAAACCAUUGGAUCCUACAAUGAAAUACCAAUAUCUUAGGGAAGAAGACUUGGAAGAUGGCUCAAAGGGUGGAGGAGACAUUUUAAAGUCAUUAGAAAACACAGUUACCACAGCUAUCAACAAAGCCCAAAAUGGGGCUCCCAGUUGGAGCGCAUAUCCCAGUAUCCAUGCAGCCUACCAACUGUCAGAGGGCACAAAGUCUUCUCUGCCUAUGGGCUCCCAAGUACUCCAGAUUCGACCAACCAUCACCAAUAAGUUAAGACCAAUAGCUCCAAAGUGGAAGGUAAUGCCCCUUGUUUCUGUCCCCACAAACCUAGCCCAGUGCACUCAAGUGAAGAAAGAGUCUGAGGACAAGGAUGAAGCACAGAAGGAGUAUGCAAAAGACAGCCCCACCACUGAUGCAUCCUCCUUGAGCCUCAGUGAGGGUGAGUCUCUCCCCAAAAGUGAGACUCCCUCAGACUCCAGAAAGAAUGAUCCCUCUCCCCCAAAAGAGGAGGACAAAGUGAAAGAGAACAGCAGCACUAGAGAGAAAUCCCAACCUAUGGAAUCCACAUCUUCUCUUAGCAAUGGCUGUACCACCGCCAACCAUGCUCCGGCACUACCUUGUAUUAACCCGCUCAGUGCCCUGCAGUCUGUGUUGAAUAAUCACUUGGGCAAGGCCACCGAACCUCUACGUUCUCCAUCCAGUUCCAGUCCCAGCUCAAGCACAAUUUCUAUGUUUCAUAAACCGAAUCUCAACAUCCUUGAAAAGCCAGUUUUGUCUCCGGCCCCAUCCAGGCCGGGAAGUGUGUCUAGGCGCUACAUGUUUGAAAAUAAUGAUCAGCCCAUUGAUCUGACCAAAUCUAAAAGCAAGAAGGCAGAGUCAGCACAAGCACAAUCUUGUACUUCCCCACCACAGAAGCAUGCUCUAUCUGACAUUGCCGACAUGGUCAAAGUUCUUCCCAAAGCUACCACACCAAAACCCACCACCACUUCUUCUAGGGUCCCUUCCAUGAAGUUAGAGAUGGAGGUCAGGCGCUUUGAAGAUGUCUCUACAGAAGUCUCCACUUUGCAUAAGAGGAAGGGCAGGCAAUCCAACUGGAAUCCUCAACAUCUUCUGAUCCUGCAGGCUCAGUUUGCCUCAAGCCUCUUUCAAACGUCAGAAGGGAAAUAUCUCUUGUCAGAUUUGGGUCCUCAAGAACGCAUGCAGAUUUCCAAGUUUACUGGACUAUCUAUGACCACCAUUAGCCACUGGCUGGCAAAUGUCAAAUAUCAGCUUAGGAAAACUGGAGGGACAAAAUUUUUGAAAAAUAUGGACAAAGGACAUCCCAUCUUCUAUUGUAGUGACUGUGCAUCUCAGUUCAGAACCCCCUCUACCUACAUCAGCCAUUUAGAGUCCCACCUAGGCUUCCAAAUGAAGGACAUGAAUCGACUGGCAGUGGAACAGCAAACGAAGGUCGAGCAAGAGAUCUCCAGGGUAUCGGUUCAAAGGUCACCGGAAACUAUAGCUGCGGAAGAGGACACAGACUCUAAAUUCAAGUGUAAGUUGUGUUGUCGGACCUUUGCGAGCAAACAUGCAGUAAAACUUCACCUAAGCAAAACGCACAGCAAGUCACCUGAACACCACUCACAGUUUGUAGCAGACGUGGAUGAAGAAUAGUUCUGAAGGUAUGCGUUUGCUCCCAAGGUGAAUUGUAAGGUCGGGAUUGUAAGGAGCCUUGUAAAGAAGAUGUAUUUGCUUAGAUGCAGCCAACAUUCCCAAAGGUUCAAACAGCAUGCCAGAUUGCUGAAUUAGGACUUAUUUCUUAAGAGAGCAAAGCAUAAUAGAUGGGUUACAACCAAUUCUCCAUUAUC
Trichosurus vulpecula (common brushtail) is the source of this 3704-nucleotide messenger RNA. It is a transcript of the gene TSHZ2, whose product is annotated as teashirt zinc finger homeobox 2. Gene Ontology annotation, cellular component: nucleus. Gene Ontology annotation, molecular function: DNA-binding transcription factor activity, RNA polymerase II-specific; DNA binding. The coding region runs from base 403 to 3510 and encodes 1035 amino acids. Gene Ontology annotation, biological process: regulation of transcription by RNA polymerase II. The record is from RefSeq and is a predicted model, not a curated record. The transcript is spliced from 2 exons. NCBI's taxonomy places the organism in Eukaryota, Metazoa, Chordata, Mammalia, Diprotodontia, Phalangeridae.